Epinephelus lanceolatus (giant grouper) is the source of this 1442-nucleotide messenger RNA. RefSeq names its product NADH:ubiquinone oxidoreductase complex assembly factor 6 (gene ndufaf6). The record is from RefSeq and is a predicted model, not a curated record. Gene Ontology annotation, biological process: mitochondrial respiratory chain complex I assembly; biosynthetic process. Gene Ontology annotation, cellular component: mitochondrion. Lineage: Eukaryota; Metazoa; Chordata; Actinopteri; Perciformes; Serranidae.
UGCUAUUCAAACGGUCAUGUUAUGUCACUGAUAUAUUUGUGUGAUUCUGACACGAUAUCUAACACAUUUACUGUUUCAUAUUUUAUCUGUAAGGUGUAUUAAUGUUAAUAGAUGAAUAGCGACUCUUUUUAAUCAAAUGAAGCGUAUUUUAAAGUGAAGUCUGGUCGGAAUGUUUUUAACGUGACACAAGCUACAUAAAGGUGAAAGUUGAAGGGGAACAUGGCAGCAGGCAUCAGUGCUAAACAUGGAUUACUGAGCAGUAAAACGUCACUGUAUCACGCUCUUCACAGACAGAUUUUACCCAGCAUCUGUGUCCAGAGAGCGGCUGAGAUCCAGAGUGUGAGAGCGGCAACCAGCGCGACAACAGACUCCCAGUUCAAUGAGAAGUACUGUCUGGAGCUGGUCAGGUCCAGAGACUAUGACGGCUUCGUGUCCUCCCUCCUUCUCCCAGAGGAGGCACAGCGCUCCUCUUUGGCUCUGAGAGCUUUUAAUGUGGAGCUGGCACAGGUGAAGGACUCCGUUUCCCAGAAGACCAUUGGCUUGAUGCGAAUGCAGUUCUGGAAGACGGCCAUAGAAGAAAUCUACAGAGACGAGCCUCCGAACCAGCCGGUCAGCGCCGAGCUGUGGAGGGCGGUGAGGAAACAUUGCCUGACCAAGAGAUGGCUGCUGAGGAUCAUAACAGAGAGAGAGAAGGAUCUGGAUGACAGAGCCUACAGAAACCUGCAGGAGCUGGAGAAGUAUUCAGAGAACACACAGUCCUCUUUAAUAUACCUGCUGCUGGAGUGUUUAGGGUUGAAAAACGUCCAUGCAGACCACGCAGCGAGUCACAUCGGUAAAGCUCAGGGAAUCGUGACGUGUCUGAGAGCGACUCCUUAUCACAGCAGCCGACGGAAAGUCUAUCUGCCCAUGGACAUCUGCAUGCUGCACGGAGCUUCUCAGGAGGACUUCAUCCGCGGCAGCCGGGAGCAGAACGUCCGGGAUGUGGUGUACGACAUCGCCAGUCAGGCUCACGUACAUCUACAACACGCGCGAUCUUUUAGCAGUGAUGUCCCAGCACCUGCCAGCCUGGCCUUCCUUCAGACGGUGGUGUUGGAGGACUACCUGCAGCGAGUGAGGAGGGCAGACUUUGAUGUUUUCCACCCCAGCCUGAAAAACAGAAACCCCCUGCUCCCCCUCCAGCUGUACUUCCGCUCCUGGAAGAAGACCUACUGAAAUCAAUCCUCCUCCUCCUCCUCCUAAUCUUUCUCCCCCUGCAGUGAUCCCAGCUGAUUCACUGCCUCUGACUAGAGAUGAUACGCCGCUGCAGGACUGAAGCCCAGAGGACGUCACCUUUCCGGGGGAUUGUACUUGAAGCACACAUUGCCUCAGGUCCACACAGAAUCCCGGACUUGUUUAAACCACUGAAAUUUGUCUCCUUAAUAAAAACCACAGAUCACAGCAGA